AUGGGGUUGGGCAUGAAGGAUUUGAAGCCAUGCACAACACCCAUAUAUGGGUUCAUAUGGGACUCAGUCUAUCCCCUAAGAAUGAUUGAGCUUCCCCUCACCACGGGAGAGCGACCUAAACAGGUGACUGUGAUGGCCACGUUCAUUGUGGUGGAAAGUCUGACAGCUUUCAAUGCGGUGCUUGGGAGACCCUCGCUCUACCGCUUGAAGGUGAGGGAGGAGGAGGUUCAUGCUGAACCCAACAAAGAAACUGAAGAAGUGUUGAUAUCCGAGCAUCCGUUGAAAGUGCUUAAGAUUGGGAAAGGACUUUACGAGGACCUCAAAUGCGAGCUAAAGCAAUACCUUGUGGGGAUGGCAGAUGUCUUCGCUUGGAAACAUGAAAAUAUAGUGGGGAUAAGUCCCACAAUGAUGUCUCACCACCUAAACAUAGACCCGUUGGCCCGACUAGUAAGACAGAAGAGGCGGGCCCUUGACUCGGUGCGAUAUGUGGCGUUAAAAGAGGAAGUGGACAAACUCGACAUGCACCGCUCCAUACAAGAAGCCUUCUACCCAGUGUGGGUGUCAAACCUCGUCCUGGUCCCCAAGCCAAAUGGGAAGUGGAGGAUCCCCAUGAACCCAGUAGAUGAGGAACACACAUUUUUCAUAACGGAUAAGGGACUCUAUUGCUAUCGAGUCAUGCCUUUUGGUCUCAAGAAUGUCAAGGCCACAUAUCACAGAUUUGUCAACAAAAUCUUUGCCAACCAGAUUGGGCGCAAUAUGGAAGUAUAUGUGGACGACAUGUUGGUGAAGUCAAAAUAG
Messenger RNA from Cannabis sativa, 798 nucleotides. RefSeq lists its product as uncharacterized. The transcript is spliced from 3 exons. The record is from RefSeq and is a predicted model, not a curated record. NCBI's taxonomy places the organism in Eukaryota, Viridiplantae, Streptophyta, Magnoliopsida, Rosales, Cannabaceae. The coding region runs from base 1 to 798 and encodes 265 amino acids.